AUGGGAAAUUGCUGCUCAACAAUUCCAGACAUAGAAAGUCGUUUUCCAGCGAUUGGCAUUGUUGACAUAGGACAUGAAAAUGAAGCACCUGAUGCAGCUGUUCAAGCUGGUCCGGAUGUGGAGCAAUUUGAAAAUUUAAAUUUUACUGACUCCUCUUCAGUUGAUGCAGAAAUGGAACAUCUUUCAAAAUUACUUGAAUCUUCUAAAGCAGAACCAAAAGCGAAAUCAUCGGGCUCGAAGAAGAAGAAAAAUUAA
Trichomonas vaginalis G3 is the source of this 255-nucleotide messenger RNA. RefSeq lists its product as uncharacterized. The record is from RefSeq and is a predicted model, not a curated record. The transcript has a single exon. Lineage: Eukaryota; Parabasalia; Trichomonadida; Trichomonadidae. The coding region runs from base 1 to 255 and encodes 84 amino acids.